Messenger RNA from Tribolium madens (black flour beetle), 1592 nucleotides. It is a transcript of the gene Cyp4bn11, whose product is annotated as cytochrome P450 4V2-like. NCBI's taxonomy places the organism in Eukaryota, Metazoa, Arthropoda, Insecta, Coleoptera, Tenebrionidae. The transcript is spliced from 6 exons. Bases 72 to 1547 code for a protein of 491 amino acids. The record is from RefSeq and is a predicted model, not a curated record. Gene Ontology annotation, molecular function: heme binding; monooxygenase activity; oxidoreductase activity, acting on paired donors, with incorporation or reduction of molecular oxygen.
UAAAUAUUGUAGCUGCAGUUAUCUAGAUUAGUCUAGACUAACAUUUAUUUUAUUUACUGGUAAUACCUACAAUGGCAGUGUUACUGAUACUGUUUAUAUUAUUUUUGUGUUUGUUACUGUAUUUUUAUUAUAAAUAUGUUUAUGUUUUUGACAAAAACCUGUGGGAGUAUCCGUCUCCUCCUCAAAUUCCCAUCUUGGGUCAUACCCUGGAUUUUGUUUCAGGAAAAGGAUUUUUAGACGUUUUGUUAAGUUACACAAACAAGUAUGGCGAUAUAGUUCGCAUUAGGCCAGGUCCAAUACGGCAUUUACUCCUAACAUCAAAUUACAAACUUUUCGAAGUAAUUUUAUCAAACGCGAAAAUUAUUAAAAAAUCAGUAGAUUACAAAAUUUUUCAUCGCUGGUUGGGGACAGGUCUUCUAACUUCAGAUGGAGCAAAAUGGAAAAAACAUCGGCAGAUUAUCACUCCCACAUUUCAUUUCCAAAUUUUAGAAAAUUUUGUUGACGUUUUUGAAAAGAAUGGCAAAAUUUUGACAAAGCAACUUGAGAAACACUUGGAUAAAGACUCUGUUAACGUUUACAGUUUUGUUAAUUUGUGUGCCUUUGAUAUCAUUUGCGAGGCUGCAAUGGGUACAUCAGUAAAUGCACAAGAAAAUAUGGAUUCAGAAUACGUACAAAGUGUUAAAAGUUUGUUGGAUACUUUAAUGGGUCGAAUUUUUUCCCCUUACAAAAUGUUCGACUUUAUUUACUUUUUUACUGAGGAUUACAAGAAAGAAAUGAAAGCUUUGAAUGUAAUCCAUUCGUAUACUAGAGAUGUAAUUAAACGUCGCCAAUCUGCAAUGAAUACGAGAGAGACUGAGCAAAAGAAGAAGAAAACCUUUCUGGAUCUGCUUCUAGAAGCUAAUAACGGUAAUGAACAACAAUUAACACUGGAAGAAAUUCGAGAAGAAGUAGACACUUUUAUGUUUGCGGGACAUGAUACAACAGCGUCUACUAUAAGCUUUGCUUUAUUUUGCUUGGCAAAUCAUUCCGAAGAACAAAAAAGGGUUUUUAUCGAACAAAAAGAAAUUUUUGGAAACGACAUAGACCGAGCUGUUACAUUCCAAGAUUUAAAAAAAAUGAAAUAUCUUGAACACGUUAUUAAAGAAACACUCAGGCUAUACCCUGUUGGACCCUUCUUUUCAAGAGAACUGGACAAGGACGUUGUUUUUGAAGACAAAAUCUUACCAAAAGGGCUUACCAUCACUUUAUUUAUCUAUGCUUUACAUAGAAAUCCGGAAUAUUUUACAGACCCGGAAAAAUUCAAACCUAGUCGGUUUGAAACUAUCAAUGGGAAAAUGCCUUUUGCAUUUGUACCUUUUGGUGCAGGACCAAGAAACUGCAUGGGGCAAAAAUUUGCCAUGUUGGAGAUGCUAAGUGUAAUAUCACGAAUCGUGAGAACUUAUAAAAUUUUACCAUCAAUUCCCCGACACGAACUAGAAGUAGCUUCCCAAGUGGUCCUUAUUUCAACAAAUGGAAUGCGUAUGAGAUUCAAAAAAAGAAUAAAGUAAAUCUUUACAAUAAUAAAUAAAAAAAAUUAAAUAGAUUUAUUUUUU